Messenger RNA from Homarus americanus (American lobster), 2268 nucleotides. RefSeq lists its product as uncharacterized. Bases 73 to 1920 code for a protein of 615 amino acids. Gene Ontology annotation, biological process: response to heat; protein refolding. The transcript has 5 exons. NCBI's taxonomy places the organism in Eukaryota, Metazoa, Arthropoda, Malacostraca, Decapoda, Nephropidae. The record is from RefSeq and is a predicted model, not a curated record. Gene Ontology annotation, molecular function: protein folding chaperone.
ACCACUGUGAGACUCCGGUGAUCUUCACUUGUUCCUUAAGAGCUGUUCAGGUGUUUCACAGCUGAGAAGAACAUGGCUCCCAUCCACGACCAGAAGGUUCAUUCUAUCAUGACUUUCAGCUCUCCCUUGAAGAUGAACAGCUGUGUCUGUAGAUGUUGUGACGACGGUUUGUUGAACUAUUAUUUGCCUAUCUUCCGUAAAGGACUUUUCUUACAAGACUCUUUCUUUGAGUAUGUACGCCAGGUCUUCGACGACACUAUUAGAGAUAUACUUAGAAGAUGGAAUGAGACAGGGUUCCUCGGUAACACAUGGAACGACACAAACUUCCGCCUUUCAGAGAACCUCAGUCGCUACAGGCGGCUAAGAGCACAACACCAGGGAGAGGAGAACCAAGCCGUCACCGUCACCUCUGAUAGUACGGGCCAUAAGAUAGUGAUGGACGUUCAUGAUUUCAUGGACGGGGAGGUGAAGGUGAAGGUUGUCGGAGAGACGGAAGUUGUAGUGGAGGCACGCACGAAGACAAACAAUGGUGAAUUCUCUCGUUCCUGCCAGAGUUUUAGGCGUCGCUUUUCCCUGCCUGACCUGACUGAAAUAGAGAGCAUCACUUCAGUAAUAUCAUCCGAUGGGAUUCUCACCGUCACUGUACCGAAAAUGGAAACACAAAGGAAAGUGUGGUCGAGAAUUCCCAUAAGAAUUACCGGAGUCCUUAGUAACAAAGACACGCACACUCCUGGUCUGAACACUCAGGCUGUGGCCGACAAGUGCCUACCUGCCGUCCCUCUGAAAUUACAAGAUAAAGAGAAAACGUGUGUUUUGGAAGACUAUCAACAACAGGAACUCCGCCAAGGUGUUAUAAAUUCACAAGACUAUAGAGAAGGAGAAACUACAUCAGAAAUUUUUGACACAGAUAUUGCAAGCAACGAAAUUUAUUCACAAACUAAGGGCUCACAACUAUCCUGCGAAUACUUGCCAUGUUCUCGUGAAAAAACAAAAUCACCUUCAGUUUACUCACAAAAAAGUAUUGUAAACGACAAAGAGACAAAAGAUAUACAUCGAAGCAAUACUACAGAUGCCCCAACAAAGAACAGUUUAAAAUCACUCUUUAUUAAAUCUCCAGAGAGAGAAACUAUCAGUGCAUGCAGUGAUUCCCAUUUUCCACGCUGUUCCAGUCUUUCUAUCCCAACAAGAGGUCUUUUCUUCAAAGAUCCUGUGUUUGCGGAUAGCCGGCAAGACUUCCGGGACGCUGUGAGGGACGUUGUGUCAAAAUGGGGUGAUGGAUCUUCCGCCACAGACGACAUGACCUGCUACAGAAGUCUACGAGCUCGUAACAUGAGGGACGAUAAUCAAGCUGUGAGAUCAUCCGAGAACGAAUUCAACUAUAAAUUUGUUUUGGAUGUACACGACUUCGCAAAUGGUGGUGAGAUCAGUGCCAAGUUCUUGGACGAGAGAGAAUUGGUGGUGGAGGGCCGUGUGGAGAAAGUGAAAGGGGACCCCAAGUCCGUAAAACAAUUCCUGCGUCAUUUCUUUCUUCCUGGUGGCGUCCAGAUCGAAGCAAUCAUGGCUAUUAUGUCUCUGGAUGGUGUUUUAACUAUCACGGUGCCAAAGAAAAUAUCGCAACCUCACUUGAAGGAGAUUGUAGUACAUAAAAACAUCGAGAAAGACGAAAACCCAGAAAGCCAGAAUGAGUCACCGAACCAGGAAGUGAAGAUAGGAGCUGAGAAAGGAGCUCGGGAGGCGUCACCAACACUCAGCAUUGAGUCUGUUGAUUCUUGUGAUGGCUCUUUAGACGGUAGACUGUGGUCCUUCUCAUCACCAAUUAUUCAGUCACCUGAUCCUGAAGAAUUCUCAGCCCCACAAAGUCCUCCAUAUUCAGUAAAUAUUCGUCAUGUUAUUCCAUCAGAUGGAGUGCUGUGCUACUGAGCUUCUGUCUGUUUUUUCUGUGAUGAAUAACUUGUUUUGUCUCUCUUUGUUAUGGUGUGUAAAGUAAUUAAAAACCUUAUUUUUUCACGACGUACGUUUUGUAGAAAAUUAAUAUACUAGCGUUAUAACCUCCAGCGUGUUAUAUGAGGGCUGGUAGGUGGCGGUUACAUGUGUAAGGUUAAUACCGAAUUAAUCUUUUAUGCUUAUUAUUGCAAGAUGUAAUACUGUAUUGUUUAAGUUACACGAACAAAAUAUUUUAUAUAAAGCUGAUGAAACAAAAACCUUACUUGUAUCUAUACUGAUCUUAAGCGGGAUUUUUUAAAUGGGUUUCGGAAAUGUGUUAAAGUU